UGUAGACUCCUCCUGUAAAGAAAACGUUUGAGACUUUUUGGGCUAACUCUUUCCAAAGUGCAGAAAUGCCCCGGCCAGGGAAGAGCUCAUACAGUGAGCAAAAGCCCCCCUAUUCAUACAUUUCCCUGACUGCCAUGGCUAUCCAGGGCUCCCAGGAGAAGAUGUUGCCCCUUAGUGACAUCUACAAGUUCAUCAUGGACAGGUUCCCCUACUACAGGGAGAACACCCAGAGGUGGCAGAACUCCCUUAGGCACAACCUGUCCUUCAAUGACUGCUUCAUCAAGAUUCCCAGGAGACCGGACCAGCCAGGUAAGGGCAGCUUCUGGGCCUUGCACCCGAACUGUGGGGACAUGUUUGAAAAUGGCAGCUUCCUGAGGAGAAGGAAGAGAUUCAAAGUUGUCAGAGCUGAGCAUUUGGCCUCCAAAAGUCACCAGAUGAUCCAUUAUUUUCAUCACCCGCACAACCAAACCAAGAUGGGGCUACCUCCAUCUGAAGGUAGCCCAGUGCCCAGCCUGGGAAGGCUGCCCCAUUUCCAGUCCUACAACAUCGGUAACAUUAGUGGGAAUCAGACCAGUGGAUUUAAACACCCCUUUGCCAUUGAAAACAUCAUAGGAAGAGACUAUAAGGGGGUGAUGACUGGUGGCCUGCCGUUAGCUUCCAUGAUGCACCACCUUGGGUACCCAGUGCCCAGCCAAAUAAGCAACAUGGUCAGCUCCAUGUGGCCCCAUGUUGGCAUGAUGGACUCCAUGGCCACCAUGACUGUUCCUCAGGAAUAUGGACAUUUCGGUGUGCCCAUGAAAACUCUGUGUCAUGGUCCUAGUCAGACAAUUCCGGCUGUCCCACUCCCCAUAAAGCCAACUGCAUCUCUUCCACCAGUCUCUGCUAUACCAAGCCUGGCAGUGAACCCAUCCAUCAUGUGCCCAUCUCCACCAGCAGUGGCAGGGACACUCCUGGAACCUGCAAUCAGUCACCCAGAAAACAAGGGCAGUAUGCUCCACUCAGUACUUGUGCACUCCUAGUCCUCCCCAGCCAGGGUAACCAACUCUUAUUAUCUGUUAGGGAACAAACCAGGUACAUCCACUGGAUUAAUAUCUGCCAUGGAUUGUCUCCUUUCUUGCACUGUGACAGAUAGAAGGGGCUUCCAACUUUACCAAGCUACCAGUUAUUUUUGUCUUAUUUGCAUCUGCCAGUGUCUAGAUAAAUGUGUUAAA
This is a messenger RNA of Xenopus laevis (African clawed frog), 1211 nucleotides long. It is a transcript of the gene foxb2.S, whose product is annotated as forkhead box B2 S homeolog. Gene Ontology annotation, cellular component: nucleus. Lineage: Eukaryota; Metazoa; Chordata; Amphibia; Anura; Pipidae. The record is from RefSeq and is marked provisional. Gene Ontology annotation, biological process: animal gross anatomical part developmental process; regulation of transcription by RNA polymerase II; cell differentiation. Gene Ontology annotation, molecular function: RNA polymerase II cis-regulatory region sequence-specific DNA binding; sequence-specific DNA binding; DNA-binding transcription factor activity.